AAAUAACUAAAUACUCUCAAUUAAUUAAUUAAUUAAUUAAUUAAUUAAGUAAUUAAAUCAUAUUUUAGUAUUUGUCUACUGCUUUCCAAGAUUAACAUUGUCUAGCGAGUUUGAAAUGAAAGCAGGCGUGCUUCACUGUAAGUGCUCCAAGUGCUUCUCCUUGCCAGCCAAGCGGCGUUUGAGGAAGCGUGCGCCCGCGCUGACGCUGCUGAGCCUCCCUGAAGAGGUGCUGCUGUGUGUGCUCAAGUGCCUGUCUGCUCAGGACCUCCCUGCAGUCCGAGCGGUCCACCCUCGUCUCCGGGACAUCAUUGACAACCAUACUAGCGUUUGGGCAAAUGUCCGCUUCCAGGACGUGUGGCCAACGCCAGACAAUCUCUGGCUGUUUGAAAGAGCUGCAGAAAGCAGGAAUUUCGAAGCAGCAGUGAAGCUGGGCAUUGCCUACCUUUACAAUGAAGGACCGUCAGUGAGUGAUGAAGGGCGUGCGGAGGUGUGUGGGUUGAAGGCCUCCCGCUUUUUCAGCCUGGCGGAGAGCCUGCGGGCCCCAGCAGACCCCUUCGUCUGGCUCUUCAUCCGACCCCCCUGGUCCCCGUCAGGCAGCUGCUGCAAGGCCGUGGUGUUCGAGAGCCUGAGGGCUGAGUGUGAGGCCGACCCGGGGAAGAAAGCAUCCCUGCUGUACUGUCUGGCCAGAGUUCUUCGGCUAUUUGAUGAUGAACAGAAGCACAGUGAAGCCCUGACCAUGUUAGAAGAGUCUUCCAGUCAUGGAUGUUUACAGAGCUCCUACCUCCUGUGGGAGUCCAAGAGAAGGGCUGCAUUGGGAGAUCCAGGCAGAUACCUCCAGUGCCUACGAACACUCAGGGACUAUGCAGCUAAAGGCAGCUGGGAAGCGCAGCUGGCUCUUGCUAAAGCGUGCGUGAAUGGGAACCAGCUGGGUCUGGAAGCGAAGGCCUGCAGCGACCUGGUGUCUCAGAUCUUCCAGUCUUCUUGCCCGCUCCCCAAGCAGGGCAUGUUCAUGCUACAGAAGGGGAUGAAUGACACCAUGAGGUACAUCCUCGUGGACUGGCUGGUGGAGGUGACCACGAUGAAAGAUUUCUCCAGCCUGUCCCUCCACGUGACGGUGGGGUGCGUGGACCGCUAUCUCCUGCUGCGCUCCGUCCCGAAGGCCAGGCUGCAGCUCCUUGGAAUCGCCUGCAUGGUCAUAUGCACAAGGUAUACGAGUAAAGAGAUCCUGACCAUCCGAGAAGCUGUCUGGCUCACAGACAACACCUAUAAGUACGAGGACCUGGUCAGAAUGAUGGGAGAGGUCAUCUCAGCACUGGAAGGCAGGAUCAGAACCCCCACGCUGCUGGACUAUGGGGAGGUGUUGCUGUCUCUCUCUCCGCUGGACAGGAGGAGUGAGAAUCUCUUGCACUAUAUCUGCGAGCUGUCUCUGCUCUACACCAGCCUGUCCCGGUACUCUCCUGCCCGCCUGGCUGCCGCUGCGCUGCUGCUCACCAGGAUCCUGCACAGGCACGCCAACCCCUGGUCCAGCCACCUGUCUGAGUCCACAGGAUACUCUCUGCAAGACCUGGUGGACUGUGUGCUGAGCCUGCACAAGAAAUGUUUCCAAGACGAUGUUCCAAAGGACUACAGACAUGUUUCACUGACGGGGGUGACUCAGCGAUUUGAGGAUGACUGUUACCAACAGAUUAGCAAAGAAAAGGUGCUGGAGUUCAGCGAGCUAUGUGUGAUCCUGGAGGUGAAAGAGGAAGGGCUGUCUGCUGCUCGGCCCCUCGUGCCUCCCAGCUCCAACACUGCAGACAUGCACACCUUCCUCUCCUCCCCGGCCAGCAAGAACAAGAGGAGAAGGGAGGAUGGUCUUCGGGAAGACCGGGGCAGCUUUGUGGCCACGCCCACUAAUGAGCUGUCCAAUCAAGAAGAGACUCUGCUGGGUAACUUCCUGGACUGGAGUCUGGACACUUCCUGUUCGGGUUACGAAGGGGACCAGGAGAGUGAAGGGGAGAAAGAGGGAGAAGUGACUGCCCCGUGUGGUGUGCUGGACUUGGUGUUUGAGGACGGCGAGCACCACUGCCGAGCGCAGUCCAGUGAAGACGAGAGCCCCUCUGAGGAAACAGGACACGAGGAGGGGGGCUCCUCUUCCAGGACACACGAGGUGCUGUUUCGGAGUCUCAGUGACCCCCCUGCUGACCUCAGCUCGGGGUACUCCUCUGUGAACAGUGCCAGCCCCCCCUCUUCCGCUAGCACCCUGGGCAAGCCCCUCUGCGUGUCCCCGCUGGCAUUCCCCCUGGCAGCACAGAGGCAUGGUCACCGGAGGCAGCUCAAGAGGAAGAACGCAGCGGAGCACAGCGGCGAGGAGAUCGGUUCUCUGAGCAUCUGAACAGCCCGGAAACCAAACCAGCAGACAAACCUGCUUGUCACCUCCCAAGUGUUUCUUAAAUUUGACACUUAUUUUAUUUAAACCGAACAGUAUCAGCACAGAUAUCCCCAAAUAAUAGUGAAAUCCGUUUUUUUUUAAUCUCAGUCUGAAUUCUUCCGUUUUUAACCAAAACGUGAAAAAGCACGUUACAAGAGGAACCCGAAGACGACACUGCUUCUGUUCAGCAGCUGUGUCCCACUCUAACAGUACUCCUCCAAACUAGAGCCUGCUGGGCAUCCAGGGGAGUGAAGGGCAGCUGGAGUGUUGGAGUCAAACAAGGUCACCAGUAUUCUCUCAUGCACCGACUGUACUGUAUAACAGUAUUGUUUCUGUAACCUCCUUGGAUCAAACACACCACACCUUUCCAGGCUUCUGUGAGCAUGUGCUUCAGGAGGCACCUCGCUGUGUGAGACAGCUUUAUCUAAACCACUUCCUGACAUACCUCAGACUGAGAAAUGCUUGAAUUACUGGAUUUAGACCCCACUUUUCUUUAUUCCCAGUCUAUAUUCAGGGACUGCAUCUAUGGUACUAACUAGCCUUUUUUUCUCCUCCUAAACUUCAAGAUUUUUGUGCCUUUUAAGACCCUGCAUAGCACUUUUUUUUCUGAAGUUCUCAGAGACAAUUAGUCUGUUAAGGGGUUUUCUAUUCGAGUCCGGUCUAGAAUAGCAAAAGUUUUAAAUACUACAGCAUUCGGUAAAAACUGAUCAUUUUGCAAAUCACUAAAGUUAACGCACAUAAACGGUUUACUCACAAGCACGUGAUUUGGCAUGAAAAAAAAUAAACCCCCAAAAAAAGUCAAGCGUGAACAGAGAGUGCGGUACAAAAUAUGGUACACAGUGUUUUUUUAAAAUGUAGUAUAACUAUGCAGUACAUCAAAAUAGAGAGACAAUCUGAAUACAAUACAGGGAAUUGCUGUGGUUUAUUUUUUCUUUCAGAAACAGUUUUUAAAAUGUAUCUUGAUUUUGUGCCUUAACAAAAAAAAAAAAAUAAGAUAAUCAAACGGUUGUCCUAAGAAUUCUGUGUAACUUCUUGGAUACAAAGUUUACAGCAGUGACACCCCCCCCCCCCCCCCC
This is a messenger RNA of Polyodon spathula (Mississippi paddlefish), 3486 nucleotides long. It is a transcript of the gene ccnf, whose product is annotated as cyclin F. The transcript has 17 exons. Gene Ontology annotation, biological process: mitotic cell cycle phase transition; regulation of cyclin-dependent protein serine/threonine kinase activity. Lineage: Eukaryota; Metazoa; Chordata; Actinopteri; Acipenseriformes; Polyodontidae. The record is from RefSeq and is a predicted model, not a curated record. The coding region runs from base 116 to 2374 and encodes 752 amino acids. Gene Ontology annotation, molecular function: cyclin-dependent protein serine/threonine kinase regulator activity; protein binding. Gene Ontology annotation, cellular component: centrosome; cytoplasm; cyclin-dependent protein kinase holoenzyme complex.